Electrophorus electricus (electric eel) is the source of this 1577-nucleotide messenger RNA. RefSeq names its product solute carrier family 39 member 7 (gene slc39a7). The record is from RefSeq and is a predicted model, not a curated record. Gene Ontology annotation, molecular function: zinc ion transmembrane transporter activity. Lineage: Eukaryota; Metazoa; Chordata; Actinopteri; Gymnotiformes; Gymnotidae. Gene Ontology annotation, biological process: zinc ion transmembrane transport; intracellular zinc ion homeostasis. Gene Ontology annotation, cellular component: membrane.
GCAGGAAUUCACGCGAGACUUCUCUGUCUUGACUACAUGCCACGUAGGUUUGAGAGGCAAGAGCAUCAUAUGACCAGAUAUUCCUGAAGGAAAUAGUUUAGAAAAUCGUUUCUAAGUACAGCAUCACGGAAUCGAGCAUACAGGUGAAAUGAGGGCUCUUCCCCUGUCUGUGGUGGUGUUGGCCAUUUGGCUAGCAGUGCUAGCCUCCCAGAUAACACACGCUCACUCCCACGGACACGGGCACUCGCAUGGUCAUCAUGAACACAACUACCACGGGCACUCGCAUGGUGACCAUGAACACUCCCAUGGUGGUGUGAAGAUGUUUCACGGUGCAAGCAAGUGGAGUGCAGAAGCGAACCAGCCUUCUGAGGAGGAGGAGCUUCACCACGGGCACGCUGACGACCACGCCGAUGCCUAUGGGCACGGCCACGGGCACGCUGAUGACCAUGCCCAUGGGCACGGGCAGGCUCACGACCAUGGGCAUGACCACGGGCAUGCUGACGACCAUGGGCACGACCAUGGGCACGCUCAUGACCAUGGCCACGACCACGCACAUGGGCACUUCCACAGCCAUGGUGCUGAUGGGGAGAGGGUGAAGAGACACGUGGAGACUCAGAGGCACAACACAAUGGAGCUGUGGAUGCAGGCAGUUGGAGCCACUCUGCUGAUCAGUGCUGCGCCCUUCCUCAUCCUCUUCCUCAUCCCAGUUCAGUCGAACACUGACCAGCACCAGAACCUGCUGAAGGUUCUGCUCAGCUUUGCCUCCGGAGGACUGCUAGGGGACGCCUUCCUGCACUUGAUCCCCCAUGCUCUGGAACCCCACUCGCACCAAGGUAAUGAGGGUCAUGGCCACUCACACGACAGCGAGGAGUCACAUGGCCAUUCUCAUGGCGUAGCCCAUAGUCACAUGAUGUCUGUGGGUCUGUGGGUUCUGGGUGGCAUCGUGGUGUUUCUGGUGGUGGAGAAGUUGGUGCGUCUGUUAAAGGGAGGACACUCCCACUCCCACACGGCUCAGAGGGCAAAAAGCAGCAGUGGAGAGGAGGAGAAGGAGGAGGUGAAGAAAGGAGAGAAGGAAAAGAAAGACAAGAAGUCAAAGAGAGCCCGGCAGCAAAGCUCAGACAUAAAAGUGUCUGGCUAUCUGAAUCUGGCUGCUGAUUUCACUCAUAACUUCACGGAUGGGCUGGCUAUUGGAGCCUCCUUCCUGGUUGGACCAGCUGUUGGCAUGGUAACCACCAUCACCAUCCUCUUGCACGAGGUGCCCCAUGAGAUUGGAGACUUUGCCAUCCUCGUCCAGUCAGGAUGCACCAAGAGGAAGGCCAUGGGUCUUCAGCUCCUCACUGCCAUUGGUGCAUUAGCCGGUACCGCCUGCUCCCUAUUAGCCGAGGGGGUGGGCGCGGCUGCCACUGCGUGGAUCCUCCCCUUCACCGCGGGGGGCUUCAUUUAUAUCGCCACGGUAACAGUGCUUCCGGAACUGCUGGCUGGGCGCUCCAGUGCGGGCCAAUCGCUGAUGGAGAUCUUGGCUUUGCUGUUUGGAGUAGCAAUGAUGGUGCUGAUCGCAGAAUAUGAGUGAGGGGAGG